AUGCUCAAUUCACGGACUAACAAACAUCAUAAAUCAAAGAAAAUUAGAAAACAUUCGAAGGAUAAAUCUUUGAAAUCAUUACAUGGUGCAUUAUUAAACUUAUUAAAUAAAGAAAAGUCACCAGAGGAAUAUUCACUAUAUAAUAAAAGGUUUCAUCCAUCUAAUAAGGCUGAACCCCAACCUAAAAUUGAUCAACCUAACGAUAUAAUAUAUAUACGAUCAAAGGAAAAUGUUUUGAUACCGAAAUUGACAGAUGAUGAAGUCAUGGAACGACAUAAAAUAGCAGAUGAAAAUAUGAAAAAUGUUUGGACCAAUAUAAUUGCAAAAUAUGAAAAUGCAGAUGAUUCCAAAGGAGAUUUAAUAGAUUUAAAUACAGGAGAAAUUAUUGAAGAUAAUGGUCAUGUCAGAGAAUUAUCGACAAUGAAACCGUCAAGUUUUGCUGCAACAUCAUACAAGAGUACUUUCACUGAUAGAUUACUCGAUGAAGAUAUGGAUGAUACAACGACCAAGAAUACUAAUUAUAAUGAUAAUCCAAAGAACUUAGACAGUGAAAAAUUAACAGAUUCAGAUAAGGACGAAGGUAAUUCUCUUUGGGCAGAAACUGAAUCAGAUAAUAUUUUCCAGAAUCCAUCCUCUAGUGAAGAAGAAGAAGAAGAAGAAGAAGAUGAAGAUGAAGAUGAUGAUGACGAUGACGAUGAGAUAGAACAAAAUGAUGAAAAUUCUGUUAAUGAGGAUUUUUAA
Molecule: messenger RNA, 741 nt
Organism: Maudiozyma barnettii
Lineage: Eukaryota; Fungi; Ascomycota; Saccharomycetes; Saccharomycetales; Saccharomycetaceae
Gene: SCM3
Product: Scm3p
Exons: 1
Coding region: 1-741 (246 amino acids)
Cellular component (GO): nucleus
Molecular function (GO): histone binding
Source: RefSeq, a predicted model, not a curated record